CAGCUGAUUGUUCUCGUUAUACCUCCUUUCAGGACGAAUCAGAAUGACCAAUUGAUUCCCGAACCGGAUGCGUCCAUUCAGUCAGUAGAUGUGGAUGCGGCAGGAAAUCUAGUUGCUGCUGUGAAUAACAAGGGAAUGUGUUAUGUUUGGAAUAUGCGAGAUGGGACGCAGCAAACUUCGCGUCUCGUGCCAUUGAUGAAGUUAUCUGCUCAUAAAAAUUACGCGCUCAAGUGCAAAUUCAGUCCGGACUCCACUAUUUUGGCGACCACGUCUGCGGACCAAACUGCGAAAAUCUGGAGUGUCGAAGAUUUCUCGUUGCAGAAAACCCUCACGGACCCGAGUCAAAGAUGGGUUUGGGACCUCGCCUUCACGUCCGAUUCUCGCUAUCUAUUUACUGGGUCGUCGGAUAAUUUUGCCAGAUUAUGGGACCUGGAAUCUGGCACGGUGCAAAGAGAAUAUGCGGGGCAUCAAAAGGCUGUCAUUUCUAUCGCGUUCCGUGAUACAGUCAUUGGUUGAUUUUAUUUUUUAAGAUGGUGUAGUUCCGCAAAUUUUUCGAAUGUUACGUGCAUAGUUUCGUUGCCAAAAAAAAAAACAUUUUUGAAAGAGAAAGA
This is a messenger RNA of Notodromas monacha, 611 nucleotides long. The record is from the annotation of a GenBank genome assembly. NCBI's taxonomy places the organism in Eukaryota, Metazoa, Arthropoda, Ostracoda, Podocopida, Cyprididae.